Cheilinus undulatus (humphead wrasse) is the source of this 2707-nucleotide messenger RNA. RefSeq names its product GTPase IMAP family member 8-like. The record is from RefSeq and is a predicted model, not a curated record. The coding region runs from base 109 to 2193 and encodes 694 amino acids. The transcript has 6 exons. Gene Ontology annotation, molecular function: GTP binding. NCBI's taxonomy places the organism in Eukaryota, Metazoa, Chordata, Actinopteri, Labriformes, Labridae.
CAGAUUUCAACUGCACUUGUCCUCUUGGUUCACUUCUACUGCUGAUUUUGUUGCUGCAAAAACCUUAACAGUUGAGUGAGGCUCUUAACGUUCUAGCAAAGUCACAUCAUGGCAAAUACAGCAGUCACAGAUGACCUGAGUCCUCUGAGGCGCCAUAAGAGCUUUGAAUGGUUGCCUCCUGACAUGUCUGAGCUGAGGGUUGUUCUGCUGGGGAACAGCUGGUCUGGGACGAGUUCUGUCGGGAACUUCAUCCUGGGAGAGAACGUCUUCAACUCUGAGGAAGAACCAGAAAGCUGUUUAACAGUUAGAAGGCAGUUUAAGAAGAAGGAAAUUGUUCUAGUCAGCUCUCCAGACGUGUUUCAUCCUGACAUCUCUGAAGACAAACUCACAGAACAUGUGACAGACUGUGUGAGACUCUGUGAUCCUGGACCUCAUGUGUUCCUGCUGGUCUUACAGCCUGAAGACUUCACGGAGGAAAGCAAACAGAGACUCUGCAGAGUCCUUAAACACUUCAGUGAUCAGUCUUUCGAUCGAUCACUGAUACUUGUGUCACCUCCAAGAGAGCAGGGCUUAUCCGACAUUAAAAACUACAUGCAGCAUCCUCCCUUUAAAGACAUGAUCAGAGAAUGUAAAUACAGAUAUUUGGAUCAGGCAAACCUUGAACUUCCUGAGCUGUUAACACGUUUCAAUCAAAUUGUGAAGGAACACAAAGGGGAACAUGUCAGCUGUGAAAUUUUCAUGGAUGCUACUGGUGAUGUACAAAACACAGAACAAAAGGAAACAUGGCCCAGCAGCCCGGAUGCUGGACUGUAUACAAGUGAUGACGGAGCAACACCGCCUCCAUCAAUGAGAAGUGACGAUGAGAAGCUCGACCCAGAGAGUCUCAGGAUUGUGCUGAUAGGGAAGACUGGCAGUGGAAAGAGCUCUUCAGGAAACACCAUUCUGGGACGACAUGAGUUUGAAGCUGUUUCAGGUCAAAUAUCUGCCACCAAGCGUUGUCAGACAGAACACUGUGAGGUAGACGGUCGUCCUGUUAUGAUAGUCGACACUCCUGGCCUUUUUAAUGAUUGUUUGUCCCAUGAAAGGGUUCAUGAGGAGAUGGUUAAAUGCAUCGGUCUUCUGGAUCCAGGACCACAUGUCUUCCUGUUGGUGUUACAAAUCGGCAGAUUUACAGAAGAAGAGAAGGAGGCGGUAAAGCUCUUCAAGAAAAGCUUUGGGAAGAAUGCUGAAAAGUUCACCAUCAUUCUUUUAACAGGAGGAGAUAAACUAAAGCUCGAGAACACGUCCAUUGAGGAAUACAUUGAAAGAAAAUGCACUGACUCCUUUAAGAAUCUGAUCGCUGACUGUGGAGGAAGAUGCCAUCUAUUUGAUAACAAUGAUGGCCUAAACCAAACACAAGUUAGUGAGCUGAUGAGUAAGAUUGAAGGAAUGGUGAAGACAAAUGAGGGCAUCUGCUACACCCAAGAGAUGCUCCAGGAGACCGAAGCAACUUUAGAGAGAAAAAUGAAAAGGAUCUUAGAGGAGAAGGAGGAGGAGAUGAGAAGAGAGAGGGAGGAACUACAACAAAAACAUGAGGAAGAAAUUCAAGAAAUGGAGAAAAGAAUGGAAGAACAGAAAUUAAAAACUGAAAAUGAGAGAAAACAGGGAGAGAUGGAGGAGAACAUUAACAAUGAACAAGAUAAAAAACAAAGAGAACUGGAAAUAAGAAGAGAAGAAGACAAAAAGAGGCAACAGGAAGAAAUUCAACAACAGGAGUGGGAAGAAAAAGUUGAAGCUUUGGAGCAAAAAUUAAAAAUGGAAUCUGAAUUCAAGGAAAUCCUGGAAAAGAAGCUGGAAAAGACCAGAGAGGAAAUGAAUAGGGAACAAGAGAACUGGGAGAGCAAACAAAUAGAAAUGUGGGAGGAAGCAUUGAAAGAAAAUGAACAGAUACGACACAAGGAGGAGGGGAAGUGGAAGAAGAUCCUGGAGGAAUACCAGAAGGAAAGAGGCAAUGAUGAAGAGAAAAGAAAGAAACAAGACCAGAUCAGAAGGCAACAAGAGGAAGACGAGAAAAAAGCCAUAGAGGAAAAGUACGAAAGAGAAAUGGAGCAUCGAAAGAAAAUAUAUGAAGAGGAGGCCAGAAAGAAAGCUGAGGAGUUUAAUGAACUGAAAGAGAAAUAUGACAAAGCCUUGACCGCCAAGAAGCCGCAGUAAAAGAAACAGAUGGAAGAAAAAAACAGCAAGAUAUCCUUGAGCAAACUGCAGAUCAGAAUUACUAACUUAGUAACUUCAGUUAUGAGCUGGAGCUAUACAAAGAUUGAUUGAUUGAUUGAUUGAUUGGAAGUCAACCUUACAUCCAAGUUGAUACCCUGGCUGCUACCUUAGGACAAAAAAAAAUCUGUAUUUAUCUACAGAAGUAAAACUAAUUUCUCAAUGCUUUACAGAAAACAAAUCAUUUAGGUAAUCUCUGUCUAGUAUAUCAGUGUGAUGUGUGUGCAUUUAUCUAUAUAGACAUAAAGUUUGGUAUAUUUUUAUACAUGUACUUCUUAUUUUAAACCCUCCUUCUCAGUCAUGUUCAUCAAAUUUAGUUUAAUGUGGGUGAUUUCUUCUGCACAACAUUUUCCAACAUUUGUGAUUAUAUCCUAUUUUCUGUUUAUCUGUAGACUUAUUUUUGUCUUUGUUACAUGUUUGCAAAAAUACAUGUACUGAAAAAAACCAUUAAAAUCCA